Messenger RNA from Phaeoacremonium minimum UCRPA7, 813 nucleotides. Its product is annotated as putative heterokaryon incompatibility protein. The transcript has a single exon. Lineage: Eukaryota; Fungi; Ascomycota; Sordariomycetes; Togniniales; Togniniaceae. The record is from RefSeq and is a predicted model, not a curated record. Bases 1 to 813 code for a protein of 270 amino acids.
AUGCAAUAUCCUGACCGUUGGGAAUAUUUCUGGAUCGACGCACUUUGCAUCAAUCAAGCAUCUGUCGAGGAGAAAAGCGAGCAGGUAGCCAUGAUGAAGGACAUCUUCUGGUCAGCCAAAUUUGUGCUCGCCUGGCUCGGGCCCGAGGCUGACGACAGUGCAUUCGCGAUGCGCGUUCUUGACGAUAUGCAGAUCCAUGGCUACAGUCUAUUGAGACUCAAGGAGGAUGGACAAGAACUGUGCCUGCAGGCUGUGCGUAAGCUUUUCAGACGACCCUAUUGGACACGCUUGUGGGUUGUGCAAGAGUUCGUGCGAGCACGCGAAGUUCUCCUCCGAAGUGGCGACGCGGGGGCCACUGUCGGGAACCUGUCCUAUUACCCAGACAAUUCACUAUCAUCCAUAUUUGAGGAUGUAGAACUUCGGAAUUUCCUUUCAUUCAUGGGUAUGGUGGAUAGCAGGCAUGUUUACAAAGUCAAGGAGGUCCCGAUACUGACAGAUGUCAUUCUUGAUUUUGCGGAACUUGAAUGCUCAGACAUUAGAGAUAAAGUCUUUGCCCUUUUGAGUCUCUCAAGCCUCAUCAAGUAUCCUGCUCCAAAUUACUCAGCUACCAAGGAACAGGUAUUCCUCGGAAUAAUUGAAGAAGAAAUCAAAUGGAUUGCUCAGAGUAACUAUUAUUACGAAGAAACGUUCGAGUCAUGGGAGACGAUGUGUGUGCGCUUCGGUGGCAUCCUAGGAAUCGAUGACGAGAUUGCGAAGGUGUACGCGUAUCUCAUAUAUGAGGGCAAAGACUCCGCAGGUGGUGGGAAGGAGUAA